AUGAACCGCUUCCGGGUUCGUCCGGCGGAGCCGCGGGACUGCCCGGAAAUCCUGCGUCUCAUCAAAGAACUGGCUACUUAUGAAAACAUGCCUGAAGCUGUCAAAAUAACAGCAGCAGAUUUACUUCGAGAUGGAUUUGGAGCACGUCCUUUCUUCCAGUGUUUAGUAGCAGAGGUAACAAAAGAAGAUGUAAUGGCAGAUAUUGAUAUUGUAGGCUUCGCUAUGUACUACUACACCUAUGACCCUUGGAUUGGCAAGCUGCUGUACUUAGAAGACUUCUACGUUAUGGAUGAAUAUAGAGGUUGGGGCAUUGGAACGGAACUCUUAAAAAAAUUAAGCCAGAUAGCGCUCGAUACCAAUUGCAAUUGCAUGCAUUUCCUGGUCGUAGUUUGGAACAAGCCAUCCAUAGAGUACUACAUGAGGCGUGGAGCUCUGGACCUGUCCACUGAAGAGGGCUGGCAUCUCUUCAGGUUUGACAAAGAACAUCUAGUCCAAAUGGCUGCUGGAGAGUAA
Messenger RNA from Elgaria multicarinata webbii, 513 nucleotides. RefSeq names its product spermidine/spermine N1-acetyl transferase like 1 (gene SATL1). Gene Ontology annotation, molecular function: spermidine binding; diamine N-acetyltransferase activity. Bases 1 to 513 code for a protein of 170 amino acids. The transcript has 6 exons. The record is from RefSeq and is a predicted model, not a curated record. Lineage: Eukaryota; Metazoa; Chordata; Lepidosauria; Squamata; Anguidae.